Falco peregrinus (peregrine falcon) is the source of this 5168-nucleotide messenger RNA. RefSeq names its product zinc finger protein 652 (gene ZNF652). The coding region runs from base 671 to 2503 and encodes 610 amino acids. Gene Ontology annotation, molecular function: RNA polymerase II cis-regulatory region sequence-specific DNA binding; DNA-binding transcription activator activity, RNA polymerase II-specific. The record is from RefSeq and is a predicted model, not a curated record. Gene Ontology annotation, cellular component: nucleus. Lineage: Eukaryota; Metazoa; Chordata; Aves; Falconiformes; Falconidae. Gene Ontology annotation, biological process: regulation of transcription by RNA polymerase II. The transcript is spliced from 7 exons.
ACGUAGCGCUGCGGCGGCGGCGGCGGCGGAGGGGAGCGGGAGCCGCGUCCGCCGGCCGCGGCGGGGCCUGGGCCUGAGCCCGAACCAGCGGCUACUCGAGCGCCGCGGCGGCGGCUGAGGGGGCCGAGCGGAGGGAGAGAGGGGAGGGCCCCGGCCGCCCUGCCCUCCGCCCUCCCGCCUCGCCUCCUCGCCUGUGCCCCCCUCCCCUCGCUGCCCGGCAAUGGAAGGCGGCGGGGGCGGCCCUGAGGGGAUCGGCCUGGCCCCCUCCCGCGGAGCGGCGGCAUGGAGGUGUGGGGGCCACCGGCAGCGCUCUCCUUCCUCCUUGUCACUUGCUAAUUGUGCAGCCACGACGGUGCACGGUCCGCGAUUGUUAGGAGGGGACGCGGUUCUUAAAUGCAGUCGCUUCUGGGACUGGAGUUGUCAUUGAGUAGAUAAAAUGUUCAGCAGUUUGUUGGCAACUUUUCCCAGAAGAAUAAUAACUACUGCUCUGCUCUUGCCAUAAUACCAGAAUUCUGUGACGUCCGCAUCAGUGCUAAACACCAGCAGAGAGUCUUACUUUGUUCAUUCUGUGUAGAUGGCACAGGCGUCAGUCUUGAGAGUCCAUCCUGAUUUAAAGCUGCUUACUUGGUUUUCUGGGAUUAAAGGUGCUCAAUGAGUCAGGGCCCCCCAAAUGAGUCAAACAGCCAAUUCUUGCCAACAGUUGGUUGAAAACUGUGCUGCACAUGUAGCAGGGAUGGCGCAAGAGGACAGUCGCCGUGGUCAAGUGCCACCUACAUUUUAUCAUGGUGCCAGCCAGGAACUUGAUCUGUCCACCAAGGUAUACAAGAGAGAGUCAGGAAGUCCUUACUCUGUGUUGGUGGACAGCAAAAUGAGUAAACCACAUCUCCAUGAAAGAGAGGAGCAGCCGUAUUUCAGGGAGAACAGAUCGGUAGGAGAGGUCCGGGCUGUGAAGGAAGAUAGAGAAAACUCUGACGACUCUGAGGAGGAAGAAGAGGAGGAAGAUGAAGUGACUUACAAAAGGGAGCAGAUUAUAGUAGAGGUAAACCUUAACAACCAAACAUUAAAUGUAUCAAAAGGGGAGAAGGGUGUCCCCUCCCAGUCCAAAGAGACUGCUGUUCUUAAGACCAGCAGUGAGGAAGAGGAGGGUGACAGUGGGGAAGAGGCCACUGAAGACAGUAAUGAUGAUGAGGAAAAUGAGAGGCAGAAGAAAAAAGAGAAAAGUGUGGAAAAAGUUAGUGUUGCACAAAGGAGAACAAGGAGAGCUGCAUCUGCUGCAGCAGCCACAACUUCCCCAUCACCCAGAACUACAAGGGGUCGUAGAAAGAGUUUGGAGCCCCCCAAGCGUAAGAAGAAAACUGCAAAGGAGCCCAAGGCACCUGUGCAGAAAUCAAAGUGUGAAGAGAAGGAGACUUUAACCUGUGAGAAGUGCCCCAGGGUGUUUAACACACGCUGGUACCUGGAGAAGCACAUGAACGUCACUCACAGGCGCAUGCAGAUCUGCGACAAAUGUGGGAAGAAAUUUGUUCUAGAAAGUGAGCUGUCCCUUCACCAGCAAACAGACUGUGAAAAAAAUAUCCAGUGUGUUUCCUGUAAUAAAUCAUUCAAGAAACUCUGGUCCCUCCAUGAACAUAUCAAGAUUGUCCACGGAUACGCAGAAAAGAAAUUCUCUUGUGAGAUUUGUGAAAAAAAGUUCUACACCAUGGCCCACGUGCGGAAACAUAUGGUUGCACACACAAAGGACAUGCCAUUUACAUGUGAAACCUGUGGAAAAUCAUUCAAACGCAGUAUGUCUCUCAAAGUACAUUCCCUACAGCAUUCUGGAGAGAAACCUUUCAGAUGUGAGAACUGCGAUGAGAGGUUUCAGUACAAGUACCAGCUGCGUUCCCACAUGAGCAUCCACAUUGGGCACAAACAGUUCAUGUGCCAGUGGUGUGGCAAAGACUUCAACAUGAAACAGUACUUUGAUGAGCACAUGAAAACACACACUGGAGAGAAGCCCUUCAUCUGUGAAAUCUGUGGGAAGAGCUUCACCAGCCGCCCAAACAUGAAAAGACAUCGCAGAACUCACACAGGCGAGAAGCCCUACCCAUGUGAUGUGUGUGGCCAGCGAUUUCGCUUCUCCAACAUGCUCAAGGCACACAAGGAGAAGUGCUUCCGUGUUACCAGUCCUGUCAAUGUGUCAACUGCUGUCCAGAUCCCACUGUCCACGACUUCUCCUGCCACCACAGUCCCUGCUGUAGUGAACACACCCACCACCCCAGCUCCACCUAUCAACCUGAAUCCAGUGAGCACACUUCCUCCACGGCCCAUUCCCCACCCAUAUUCACACCUUCACCUACAUCCUCAUCCUCACCAUGCACAUCAUCUCCCGGUCCCACCGGUUCCUCAUUUACCCCCUCCUCCAGCUCUUUUUAAGAGUGAGCCUUUAAAUCACAGAGGCCAGGGUGAGGACAACUUUCUGCGACACCUGGCAGAAAAAAACAGUUCAGCACAGCACCACUAACAUCUUUGCUUCCUGCCAGCUAUUUUCCCAUUUUAUGCACAUGGAAACAUGCCCUCAUGGAAGUACAGAGGGUUAGUUGGUGAGGAUCUUUUGUCUUUCUCUUAGCCCCAGCAGAUGGUCCUAAUUUUUCCCUUGAAUCAGUUAACAAACAAGGAAAUUCUGUUUUGGAUCAGCAGUGCUCAUUUGAACCUGGGAACCAGCAGGACUUAAACCCAAUUUGCUUGCAUUUUACUGGUGGCUUUUAUAAAUUUCAGAUACUGAGACUUGUGGAAUUUUAUAAUUUCAUAUCAGCUGAUGAGGUAUGCUUGCUUUUAUAUCCUGGACUUCUCCUCAAAGAGGAGAUAGGCCUGGUUUCCUUUGUACUAAUCGGAAAGGCUGUGAGAUUAAUAAUACAGAGCAUUAAUUGUAUCACUGUGUAUGGUAAUGGAUUCUUUUCAGCUUUUGGUGCUGGCUGUGGAGUGAGCCAGCCACAUAUCACAGUAUAUUUGAGCAUUAUAAAGGAAGACAAAAAAAUUUCUUGUUUGUGUAGCUCUCCUAACACACUCUUUAUUUUACUACAGAAAUUAUUUUAGAGUUUUUUGUAUAGACCUAUUUAGUAGUCUGUUUCUAAAAUGAAAUGUAUUUCAAUAAGCGGUGUAAUUUUUUCAGUGUAGCUGGACCUAUGUUGUACAAUAGAUAAAUUUUUAUAAUCAUCAAAAUGUGAUUCUUAAAAGAUGCAUAUACUUCUAUAGUUAAAGUUAUUCUUACAACCAUACAACUUAAAAGGUGCUUCAGAGAAGAAAGGAACUCAAGAGGUCUUUGGAAAGGUUGCCUCAAAAGUGAUGUUGAUUUCAGAACUUUAUGUAAUUUAUUUUAGUUGGGUUUUGGGGUGGUUUUUUUGGUUUUGGUUUUAUUUUUCCUUUCCUUUUUUAAAAUCUUGCGUUUCCCUUUUCACAGUUUCUCUUAAGCUUUUUGGACAAGGAUGUUGGGAUACCAUAUUCCUGCUCCACAGGUUUUCUUUAGUUCAGUUGGAAUGAGGUAUGAAAUGGGUUAGAAAGGGAGCCCCUUUCAUGUAGGGACCUGCCAGUCUGGGAGUAGAGAGUCACAAGAGAAUGAGAGGUCUGGCAGCAGAGAGGAAGUCAAGUAUCUAAAGUCAGCCAAGCAUCUUUUCUUUUUGGGUAGGAGAGCCAAUUUUAGUGGCUUUUCAUGGUAUGAUUUUAAGUUGGGGAUCAUAUCAGAUGCUGCUCUUUGGAUUGCUUUUCAGAAUUCCUGGAGUUGUUAGGAGAGGGGAAUUAAGUGAAAUCAUAGAUGUGGUGUUUCUGACUGGUUGGUGUAAGAGUGAGAAGAGAAGUUUGAAUGAGAACAUGGUGUUUCAGUUGCAUUGUUAAGAACAUGCUGAUAGGACUGUAUGUACCAUGUGAAUCUCUCCCAUAAAUGUAAUGCGCAUAAAAUUAUGGGAUGAUUUCUAGGCAUUGUAGUCAUACUUUUGGCAAAUCUAAGUUUUACAGUUGUAUGAUAGGAAAUUUUGAAUUGUAAGCAUGUCACUGUUUCAUAAUCCUGGGAGGCAAUGAGGGGGAAGUGACAAGUUUAGUGCAGGGAUAAUGGGCUGGAAUGCCAAAUGUAUCUGUUUUAAUCAGUGAGUAGCUGUUGCUUUUUCAGGUUUGUAUUUCUCUUCAACUAAAACUAAAUAUAGCAGCAUUAUGCAAUCUAGGAACUUGUUGCCCACCUUCAGUGAAGACAGAGGCCCAAGGCAAUGUACUGUAAGUCCUCUUUUCCUUAAAAUUCCUCUUGUGUGCUGCUUUCUAAAUUAAAUCCCACCAAACUAUACAUCCAUAGAUCCUCAUAGGCAGAUGUCAAACUUACUGGUAACUGCUUGGUAAUGAACUGAGGGUUUGUGACUAACGGGAUUAAUUUUUUUUUUUCAAGAUAGCAAAAAUGGUGGAAGUUCGUCCUAGCAUAACUUCCUCAAGAUUAAUGCUUUUAAGCACUGUGUUUUGAAACACCACGUCCUCUGUUGAGAAUUAGCUUCUUAGCUGAUGUUUUUCACCAUUUUCUACCACCUAAUCAUUAAUGUUGUUUGGUUUUGGUGGGGGUUUUUUGGGUGUUUUUUUUUUUUUUUCAUAACAAGCAUAGAAAACUUUUAAGAACCAGAAAGGGCAAUUUUGGCCCACCAAACCUACUCAUUUUUGACUGAGCUGAAACCUCUUCCAGCAUUUCUGAAAAAUAAACCAAUGUUUUUUAAGAAUUUUCUCUAUAAUAUUUAUAUACAUCCUCUGACCUUCUAGAAGAAAAAGCCGGUUAUAAAAGUGAAUUUACACUCAUGAUUAUGACUGUUGUAUUUACUGUGGCUGGUCCGCCCUGAAGGUUCUAUGCAUUCCACGUCAAAUUUGCAACCUACAUUUCUCUUGUGCCACUAUUUUAUGGUCAGGCCUGUUAUUAAAUGAUUUUUAAAUGCUAAAAAAUUCUUGGUAAAUCAAUUGUAUUCCAGUUUUGCAAAAUGAUUUUCUUCUCAAUAAAUUUACAGUAUUAGGCUGCUAUUCAGAAUUCUAAAAUUUGGGACAGUUUUUUUCUAUUACUUAAUUCAUAGCAAUGAUACACCUUGUAUUUUUUCCUUCUAAAACUUAUGAACUUCCUUUCUGUGGAAGAUUAAACUAUCUUACCUGCUUAACAGUCUGUCAUAAUGUGA